GGCAGUUCGCUCCAGUUCUAUCUCUCUGUGUGGAUCACUGUAGACUGAGAUCAUGAAACUGGUGUAUGUGUGCUGUUCUCUGCUGAUAGCCAUCUGGCAGGAGGUAGAGGCUUCUGGCAGUGGCCCGUCUGGGGUUUUGGACAGGGCACCUGGAGGUUCCAGCUGCUCCCAGGUGAGACUGAGGCCAGCUGGGAAGUGUGAGGAUGAGGAGGAGUGCCCAUAUCAGAUCACAAUGCCACCGAUGACUAUCCAGCUUCCCAAACAAUUCCGACUACUAGAGAAGACCGUGAAGGAACUGCAAAGCUUGAAGGAGACAGUAAACAGGUUAAAGAGCUCCUGUCUGGAGUGCAGCUUGCAACAAGUGGACCUCAACUUGCAGAAGGACAGUGGUGACCCUCCAACAGAGGGAGAGCAGAGUCGAGGUCAAACCAGCAUGAGAGUUAUUCGGAAUGGGAACGACAGUGAUAAUGACAUUGUACAAAAUAUGCAGGUGAAGAUGAACCGCAUGUCUAGCAGCCUGAAAAAUGCACGUGCACAGAUCAACUCCCUUCAGGGCCGCCUAGAGGAGCUUAACCUCCUCAAUCUGCAAAAUGUAGAGAAUAUAGUGGACAGAAAAGUUGAGAACAUCACUGGGAUGGUCAAUAAAAUCAGCAGCACCUGCACUUCAUGUCCUGGUCAACAACUACAACUUCAACACCUCUCAAACAUCACUCCCAGAGACUGCUCAGACAUUAGCAUGCUGGGGCAGAGGAUAAACAAGGUGUACCAGGUGACCCCUGAUCCCAGGAAUGGUAGCUUUGCGGUGUAUUGUGACAUGGAGUCAUUUGGAGGUGGGUGGACCGUCUUACAGCAUCGAAUCAACGGCAGCGUGAGCUUCAACCGCACCUGGGCUGACUACAAGAAGGGCUUUGGGAACCUUAACAGUGAAUUCUGGCUUGGUAAUGAUAAAAUCCACCUGCUCACCAAAGCCAAGGACAUGAUCCUGCGCAUUGAGCUGGAAGACUCGGAGGGCACACGUGGAUAUGCCAAAUAUGAUCAGUUCUAUGUGUCCAAUGAGUUCCUCCAUUAUCGGCUGUCUGUGAGCGGGUUUUCGGGGACAGCUGGAAACGCUUUGCAGUUUAGCAAACACUUCAACCAUGAUCAGAAGUUCUUCACUACGCCGGAUAAGGACAAUGACAGAUACCCCUCAGGCAACUGUGGGGCGUAUUAUGGUUCGGGAUGGUGGUUUGAUGCCUGCAUGUCAGCAAACCUCAAUGGCAAAUACUACAAAACAAAGUACAAAGGGAAAAGGGAUGGGAUUUUUUGGGGAACGUGGCCCAAUGCCACCUCUGAGUACUAUCCGACAAACUACAGACAAGCUUACAAAAAUGUUAAAAUGAUGAUAAGGCCAAAGAAUUAUGCACCCUAAGGCAACUCACAUGAAGAAAUUAUUAUUUUUGUGGGAAACUUUUCCUCAAGAACAAAUUGUGAUGCAAAUCCACAGACAUUAACAGAACUGCCAUAAAAUAAAUCUGUAUUUUAAACAUCACAAGGUGCAUAGAAAUAAUAACCAGCUUAUGUUUUAAAUAUACCAACAAUUUGGUUGAUUGUAUUGUUUAUUUUGUCUGUGUGUCUUACUGCCACCUUGUGUUUAACUGGUUUGCUACACCAUGGAUGACUGAUAGUUGAUUUGUUUGUAAGUUUUUUUGUAGAUACAAUUAUUAAUAGAACCAAUUUGAUAAUAGCUACUAUGAUUUACAUUACCUUUGUCAAUGAUUGCUGGUGGAAUUAAGGAAAGAGAGGGGAUAUAUUUAACAAAAAUAUUUUAUGCAAAUUACUGUCAUCAACAGGAAAUGAACCUUAUUUAUUUUGACAGUAUGGGACGGUAUUUAAAGAUUUUUAUUUUUUUAAGUAUUGCUAUAUGGCUAAGAUUGGGAUAAAUGCCCACCCCUCCCCUUUUUAAAAAAAAAUUGUUAUAAGCUUGCUUUUUCAGAAACUGUAUAUUGGGGAAUGUAUAUUAAACACCUUAAUUUGUGAUUUUAAGGGUAUAUUUGCAUUUCUAUGAAACAAAUUAAACUUUAAAAGGAACAUAC
This is a messenger RNA of Danio aesculapii, 2072 nucleotides long. RefSeq names its product fibrinogen-like 2a (gene fgl2a). The record is from RefSeq and is a predicted model, not a curated record. Bases 53 to 1408 code for a protein of 451 amino acids. NCBI's taxonomy places the organism in Eukaryota, Metazoa, Chordata, Actinopteri, Cypriniformes, Danionidae. The transcript is spliced from 2 exons.